This is a messenger RNA of Laccaria bicolor S238N-H82, 1158 nucleotides long. RefSeq lists its product as uncharacterized. The transcript is spliced from 7 exons. NCBI's taxonomy places the organism in Eukaryota, Fungi, Basidiomycota, Agaricomycetes, Agaricales, Hydnangiaceae. Gene Ontology annotation, molecular function: phosphoric diester hydrolase activity. The record is from RefSeq and is a predicted model, not a curated record. Gene Ontology annotation, biological process: lipid metabolic process. Bases 1 to 1158 code for a protein of 385 amino acids.
AUGCUCCUCCACCUCCGAGUCCACCUAUGCGCACUCUUCCUAGCUCUCUCCCCACUAGCUUCCCUCGCAGCACCACCUUCUUACGACCACCCUUCUCAAACAGUCCUAUCCCAAGCCGCCUUAUCCGACAUCCUAUUCCGGGGCUUACCCAUCCUCGGACCCGACAAUGGAUGCUCGAAAACACUUAAAACAUGCGACUGGAUGGCCAAGAUCCCCGACAACACACCACUGGUCCGGAUGAACCUCCCCGGGACACACGAUACCUCUACCUGGAACUACUCAGCCACAACACAAGCCUCUCUCACUGGGUACACGGGCCCCCUCCCACCCGCCUACCUCUUCCGAUGUCAAGAACGCUCGCUCCUUCAAUCUCUUAACGACGGUAUACGCGUGUUCGACCUCCGCUUCGCUUAUAAUCCAGGCAAUGAUACUAUUGGGUUUUACCACUCACUGUUGGCACCCACCACGACCAUGACCGACAUCUUUUUCGGGUUGUAUCAAUGGUUGAACAAACACCCUACCGAGGCCGUCCUGGUGUCGAUCAACCAUGAAAGCGGGACUGGUACUCCAUACGACGCAAAGAUCCAGGAGAUGGUGUAUGAUGUCAUCAACAGUGAUAUUGGGAACACGUAUUGGGGUCAGACAAGCGGGAGUCUAGGAACGCUUGGACAAGCACGAGGAAAACUAACCCUCCUCCAGCGAUUCACAUUCGAUCUCUUACCCGCAUACAAGACCAAACGGAUCGGUAUCCAACUUGACCCAGGUCAUUGGACGGAUAACGGCAAGGCUAUCGAGUUGGUGUAUAACGCUGACAAGGGACUAACCGCGUUUAUCGAGGACUACUACGACUCCUCCCUCCCACUCACAUCUACACCCUCCCAGUUCAUUGAAGAAAAAUUCGGCGCAACGACGGCCCACCUUGGUAAUGCGACCCUGUUUAAUCCCGAUCAGCUGUAUAUCUCGUUUGUGAGCGCUGCUGCGAUUGUAACAGGUGUGGUCAAGGUGGAUAUGACGCCUAGGGUGGGUUGUGGCUUUUCUUUGUUGGCAUUGGUUUUUUUUUGCUUCUGUCUUGGUUUCGUGGUUCUUCUUCCCGCUCGUUGUUUUUCUCUCUCCUGGUUUUUCUUCCCUCCUAGUUUCUUAUCCCCCUCUUUUCCUUAA